Messenger RNA from Glycine soja, 3060 nucleotides. RefSeq names its product linoleate 9S-lipoxygenase-4-like. The record is from RefSeq and is a predicted model, not a curated record. Gene Ontology annotation, biological process: lipid oxidation. The coding region runs from base 91 to 2661 and encodes 856 amino acids. The transcript is spliced from 9 exons. NCBI's taxonomy places the organism in Eukaryota, Viridiplantae, Streptophyta, Magnoliopsida, Fabales, Fabaceae. Gene Ontology annotation, molecular function: metal ion binding; protein binding; oxidoreductase activity, acting on single donors with incorporation of molecular oxygen, incorporation of two atoms of oxygen.
UGUUCUCCACAAGCUAGGCACAACAAAACCACAAUCUAAGUAAGUGUUGAGAGAAGAGUGCGUUUGUUUGUUUGAAAUUAAGUAGCAAAGAUGUUUGGAAUCAUCGGAGGAAACAAGGGUCACAAGAUAAAGGGGAACUUGGUGAUUAUGCGAAAGAAUGUGUUGGAUAUCAACAGCAUCACCAGUGUUAAGGGUGUCAUUGGAACCGGCAUUAACAUCAUUGGAGGUGUCGUCGACACCGUUACUGCUUUGGCGUCCCACAUCUCCAUCCAGCUCAUUAGUGCCACCAAGGCUGAUGGACAUGGGAAAGGUAAAGUUGGAAAGGCUACAAAUUUAAGAGGACAAGUGUCGUUGCCAACCUUGGGAGCUGGCGAAGAUGCAUACGAUGUUAAUUUUGAAUGGGACAGUGACUUCGGAAUUCCCGGUGCAUUUUACAUAAAGAACUUCAUGCAAGUUGAGUUCUAUCUCAAGUCUCUAACUCUCGAAGAUAUUCCAAACCACGGAACCAUUCACUUCGUAUGCAACUCCUGGGUUUACAAUUCAAAAAACUACAAGACUGAUCGCAUUUUCUUUGCCAACAAUACAUAUCUUCCAAGCGAGACACCAGCUCCACUUUUGAAGUACAGAGAAGAAGAAUUGAAGAAUGUAAGAGGGGAUGGAACUGGAGAGCGCAAGGAAUGGGAUAGGAUCUAUGAUUAUGAUGUUUACAAUGACUUGGGCAACCCGGAUAGCGGUGAUAAAUAUGCACGCCCCGUUCUUGGUGGUUCAGCCUUACCUUACCCUCGCAGAGGAAGAACCGGAAGAGGAAAAACUAGAAAAGAUCCCAACAGUGAGAAGCCGAGCGAUUUUGUUUACCUUCCAAGAGAUGAAGCAUUUGGUCACUUGAAGUCAUCAGAUUUUCUCGCUUAUGGAAUCAAAUCUGUAUCCCAAGAUGUCUUGCCUGUCUUGACUGAUGCAUUCGAUGGAAAUAUUUUGAGCCUUGAGUUUGAUAAUUUUGCUGAAGUGCGCAAACUCUAUGAAGGUGGAGUUACACUACCUACAAACUUUCUUAGCAAGAUCGCCCCUAUACCAGUGAUCAAGGAAAUUUUUCGAACUGAUGGCGAACAGUUCCUCAAGUAUCCACCACCUAAAGUGAUGCAGGUGGAUAAGUCUGCAUGGAUGACUGAUGAAGAAUUUGCUAGAGAAACGAUUGCUGGUGUAAAUCCAAACGUCAUUAAGAUUCUUGAGGAGUUCCCACCACGUAGCAAGCUAGAUACACAAGCCUACGGUGAUCAUACCUGUAUAAUAACAAAACAACAUUUGGAACCUAACUUGGGUGGGCUCACUGUUGAGCAGGCUAUCCAGAGCAAGAAGCUGUUCAUCUUAGAUCACCAUGACUAUCUCAUUCCAUAUUUGAGGAAAAUAAAUGCAACUACCACAAAGACUUAUGCUACCAGAACCAUAUUUUUCUUGAAAAGUGAUGGAACUUUGACGCCAUUGGCCAUUGAGUUAAGUAAGCCGCAUCCUCAAGGUGAAGAAUAUGGUCCUGUUAGCGAAGUCUACGUGCCUUCGAGCGAAGGAGUUGAAGCUUAUAUUUGGUUAUUGGCAAAGGCUUAUGUUGUUGUAAAUGACUCGUGCUACCAUCAACUCGUUAGCCAUUGGCUAAACACUCAUGCGGUUGUUGAGCCAUUCGUCAUAGCAACAAAUAGGCAUCUGAGUGUGGUUCACCCUAUUUACAAACUUUUGUUUCCUCACUAUCGUGACACCAUGAAUAUUAAUUCACUUGCCCGCAAAUCCUUGGUCAAUGCAGACGGUAUUAUAGAGAAAACAUUUUUGUGGGGUAGGUACGCUUUGGAAAUGUCUGCUGUUGUUUACAAGGACUGGGUUUUCACUGAUCAAGCACUGCCCAAUGAUCUUGUCAAGAGAGGAGUUGCCGUUAAGGAUCCAUCUGCUCCCCAUGGAGUUCGGCUUUUGAUUGAGGACUAUCCUUAUGCUUCUGAUGGGCUAGAGAUAUGGGAUGCCAUCAGGUCCUGGGUGCAAGAAUAUGUGUCAUUCUACUACAAGUCAGAUGCAGCAAUUCAACAAGACCCCGAACUCCAAGCUUGGUGGAAAGAACUUGUCCAAGUGGGUCAUGGUGAUUUGAAAGAUAAGCCAUGGUGGCAAAAGAUGCAAACUUGUGAAGAGUUGAUUGAAGCCUCGGCCACCCUCAUAUGGAUCGCUUCAGCCCUUCAUGCAGCUGUUAACUUUGGACAGUAUCCAUAUGGAGGUUUAAUCUUGAACAGGCCAACCAUUAGCAGGAGAUUCAUGCCUGAGAAAGGGUCUGCUGAGUAUGCUGCUUUGGCUAAGAACCCUGAGAAGGAGUUUUUGAAAACUAUUACUGGCAAGAAGGAGACCCUCAUUGACCUUACAAUUAUAGAAAUCCUGUCAAGGCACGCAUCUGAUGAGUUCUACCUUGGGGAGAGAGAUGGUGGUGACUUCUGGACUUCUGAUGCUGGUCCACUAGAGGCCUUCAAGAGGUUUGGAAAGAAGCUUCAAGAGAUUGAACAUAAGCUUAUACAGAAGAACAAGGAUGAGACGUUGAGAAACCGCACUGGGCCAGCUAAAAUGCCUUACACUCUGCUCUAUCCUUCUAGUGAGGAGGGAUUGACUUUCAGAGGAAUUCCCAACAGUAUCUCUAUCUAAGGGCUCUCUCAUUGAGGUUGCUGUACUACUCUGCCUGUUUUUCAAUAAUGUGAAAUAGGAGGAAUAUGAUUCCUUCAUCUACCUACGUAUGGUCAAGUUACAUUUGGGGUGGUUGAAUGUUCUCGUGUUUGCUGUUGAAGUGUUAAUAAAGAAAUUCUGUUUUUAUAACAGAUCGAAGAGAAAGCAAUAAAGGCAAUCACGCAUGUUUCAACAAUGAUAGCUGGCAUGACAAAGUGCAAACUAGAAUAAAUUAUCAUCCUAUCUAAACGAUUUCCAUUACAGCAAGGGUUGUCAUUAAAAUUUUAUUGCCCGUGUAUUCAUAUUUUGCAUUGCCUCAAAGCUACCACUUCCUCAACUUAGUAUUUAUUUCAAAAAUCCAUUUGCAAUCCAUUUCAAAAA